This is a messenger RNA of Gavia stellata (red-throated loon), 2261 nucleotides long. Its product is annotated as zinc finger protein 345. Gene Ontology annotation, biological process: regulation of immune system process; negative regulation of transcription by RNA polymerase II; regulation of cytokine production. The record is from RefSeq and is a predicted model, not a curated record. Lineage: Eukaryota; Metazoa; Chordata; Aves; Gaviiformes; Gaviidae. The transcript is spliced from 2 exons.
CCAGCCAGUGCAGGGCUCAGCACAACCACACCGAACCAUCAGGAAAAUCCCCCGGGAAUGGAUUCGGCUCAUCCCCUUCUCCCCAGAAAGGGGUUCGACCCCCCGGAAGACCCAAUCCCGAGGGAGAAGAGGAGAUUUUUAUGCACCGAAUGUGGGAAGAGCUUCAACCACAGCUCCUACCUCCUCCGCCACCAACGCAUCCACUCCGGAGAACGGCCUUAUCCCUGUCCAAAAUGCGGGAAAACUUUUACCUGGAAUUCCCAUCUGAAUUCCCAUCAAAAAACCCAUACGGGGGAAAAACCCCAUUGUUGUCCCGAAUGCCAGAAAUGCUUCAGCCGUCGCUCCAACCUCCUCCGUCAUCAACGCCUGCACGGCAUGGAAAUUCCUUACGGAAAAAGCUUGAAGGCUGACAGUAUCCUGCAUUCCCGAAGCCGCCCGGAUGAUAUUCCCUAUAUUUGUUCCGAAUGCGGGAAACGUUUCAGCGUUCGCUCCAAUCUUUUCCGUCAUCAACGGAUCCACACCGGAGAAAAACCCUAUCGAUGUUCCGAAUGCGGGAAAAGUUUCGGACAAAGCUCGGAUCUCAUCCAGCAUCGGCGAACCCACACCGGAGAAAAACCCUUUUCCUGCUCGUUUUGCGGGAAGUCCUUUAACGAACGAUCCCAUCUCAUCCGUCAUCAAGGUCGGCAUACAGGAGAAAAACCCUAUAAGUGUCCGGAAUGCGGGAAAAGCUUUGUACAAAGCUCGGAUCUCCUUAUCCAUAGGCGAUCCCACGCCGGCGAGACUCCCUAUACGUGCUCCGAGUGCGGCAAACGAUUUAGGGUCAGUUCCAGCUUGAUCCGACAUCAAGGAUUACACACGGGAGAAAAACCCUAUAAAUGCCGGGAAUGCGGAAAAGGCUUCGGCGCUCGUUCCAUCCUCGUUAUCCAUCAACGGCUCCAUACGGGAGAACGACCCUACGCGUGUCCGGCUUGCGGGAAACGUUUCGUUCAGAGCUCGAACCUCGCUCGGCAUCGACGGAUCCAUACGGGAGAGAAACCGUAUCCCUGUCCGCUUUGCGGGAAGGGCUUCGGCGGCCGGGCGAGUUUGCUCAAGCAUCAGCGGCUUCACCAGUCCGAGGCGCCCAACACCUGCCGGGAAUGCGGGAAGAGCUUCCGUUGCCGCUCGGUGUUGGUGAACCACCAUCGGAUACACACGGGCGAACGACCUUUUGGCUGCCAGGAUUGCAGCCGCCACUUCAACCUGAUGGCCCACCGACGCCUGCACACCGGCGAAUGUCCCUACGCCUGCCUGGUGUGCGGGAACACCUUCAACCGCAGCUCCAGCCUCUCCGCCCACCGCCACAUCCACACCGGCGACAUGCCCUACAAGUGUCUCGAUUGUGGGAAGAGCUACCAUGUCAGCUCCUCCCUCCUACAGCAUCGGAAGACGCACAUGGGCGAACAACCUUACCGGUGCGAGGAAUGCGGGAAGAACUUCAGGCACAGAUCAACGUUGACCAUCCAUCACCGCCUGCAUUCGGGGGAGAGGCCCUACCAGUGCCCUGAGUGCCGCAAGAGCUUCAAGAACAGCUCGGAGCUGGUGCGGCAUUGGCGGAUCCACACCGGCAAGCGACCCUACGAUCGUUCCCAAUGCGGGCGGUGUUUUGGCGAUGGCUCCCAACUGGGGCGGCAUCAGCGGACGCACGCUGUCAAGCACAGGCAUCCCUACCCGAACUGUGGGAAGAGCUCUUCCAACCGUCCCGGGCUCACCAAACGCUGACGGGUGCUCGCCGGGGAGAAAGAUUACCGCUGCCGCGACUGCGGCAGAGGCUUCAACCAUUGUUCCAACCUCCUGGUUCACCAACAGUCCCACCUGGAGCAGAAACCCUAUAUUUGCCUGGAUUGCCCCAAAAGCUUCACCUGCAGCUCCCAACUCAUCCGACAUUGGCAGAUCCAUGGCGAGGAGAACCUUUAGGGUUGCGCCGAGCACGACAAGAGCUUUUGGCACAGCUCCAGUCUCAUCUCGUAUCACAAAAAAACACCAGCCGAAGCUGGGGACCAUCCCAGCGGGGACCAGCCCCAUCCUGGUGGCAUCUCAGACCUACCAACACAUCACGGUGGUCCCUGGUGGUAGCACUGAGGGGGUAACUGACCCAUCCACCCACAUCCCACCAGCUAUUACGAUUUUUUUUUCCCUUAUAUGUUUUUAUAUAUAAAGGCAGGCUUUUGAGGGGGGGGAUUUUUAAAAAAGGACACCCCCAUCGUCUGGUUUUUCACCUUAGA